AGAGAGACGGUUGUAUUUGAAACCAUUUCAAAAAAAAACUCCAAGGAUAAGAGUUAAGAGACGCAAGAGAUACGAACUUCUUCUGCUCUGCUGCAAGUUCUCAACUUCACUACAACCUCAGAUUCCUUUGAAUUCCCAUUACUUGUUCCACUUCCUCAAAUCUCAAUUGGUGAACGACAAGUCUUUGAGAAAUUUUGGAUCUGUUUGCUGCGAAACCCUAAUUUUGUGCUGCAAGGCUUCGGAAACUGAGGUUCUCUUUUGAUGGAAACUGAGGAUGGGGCUAAUAAUGCUGAUAAUGCGGAUCAGUUAGGACUAGAUCGGAGUUUGGAUUUUGAAGGUGUGAAUAAUGGGGUGACAAUUGAUGGUGGAAAUGGUGUUGCUGAAGGCAAAGAAGUUCAGGGUUUGAAUGAUGAAGUUGUAAAUUAUGGGAUGGAAAUUGAAGGUGGAAACGGUGUUGCUGAAGGUGAAGAAGUUUGGGGCUUGAAAGAUGAAGCUGUAAAUAAUGGGCUUACAAAUGAAGGUGGAAAUGAUGUUGCUGAAGGUGAAGAAGUUCAGGGCUUGAAGAAUGACACUGUAAAUAAUGAGGUGGCAAUUGAAGGUGGAAAUGGUGUUGUUGAAGGUGAAGAGGUUUGGGUCUUGAAGAAUGAAGUUAUAAAUAAUGGGUUAGUGAUGGCUAAUGGGAAUGGUGUUGUUGAAGGUGAAGAAGUUUUGGUCUUGAAAAAUGAAAUUAUAAAUAAUGGGUUGGCAAUUGCUGAGGGGAAUGGUGUUGCUGAAGAUGGAGAAAUUUGGGGCUUGAAGAAUGAAGCUGAAAAUACUGAAGAGGUAAUUGCUGAUGGGAAUGAUAUUGCUGACAGUGGAGAAGUUCAGGGCUCUAAAAUUGAAGCAGUAAACAAUGAGAUCGUAAUUGCUGAUGGAAAUGGUGUUGCUGAUGGAAAUGGUGUUGCUGAAGGUAAAGAUGGCUGGUGCUUGAAGAAUGGAAAAGUAGAUAAUGGAGUGGCAAUUGCACAUGUGUUUGGUGUUGCUGCAGGGAAUACUUGUGCAAUUGAAUGUUUUCAAACCUAUAAGAGGCGCAAGCAUGUAAAGUCAAGUUCAGAAAGUAAAGUCCAGGGAGACAGCAGAGAAUAUGUGGAAGCUGUGAGUCACCUUUCAGACCAGGAACCUUAUAAAGCUGACAAAGAUGGUCAAGAAUGCUCUUCGCAAUUUGAGUGUAUGUCUCAUAGAUUACAGAGUGAAGCUAAUGGACAUGCAAAUGUUAUGCAUAAUGGAUUUUCUAGAAUGUCAGAUGGCUGUGGUGCAACUGACAGGUGUCAGCGUGUGCUUUGCAAUAUCUUAGCCUCUGAGAAGUUCAAUUCGUCAUGUAAAUUGCUACAUGAAAAUUUCCAAGGAAUGAAAACUGAAAGUGUAUUUGACUUUAGUGUGAUAAACUCAAGGAUGAAGGGGCGAGCUUAUGAACAAUCACCUACACUUUUCUUAUCAGAUAUUCAACAGGUUUGGAGAAAGCUUCAAAAUACGGGAAAUCAGAUUGUUGCUAUAGCUAAGAGCCUCUCCAACAUGUCAAAAGCUUCCUUCUGCGAGCAGUUCUGUAAUCAUGAAUCCAAAUCUCACAUGAAACCAGAGCAAAAAGAAGAAUGUGCUACAUACAAAAUUGGCACUUGCAGGCAUUGUGGAGACAAAGCAGAGGGGACAGACUGUUUGGUUUGUGAUUCAUGUGAGGAGAUGUACCAUGUAUCCUGUAUUGAGCCUGCUGUGAAAGAAAUACCCCACAAAAGCUGGUUCUGUUCCAAUUGUACUGCUAGUGGAAUUGGAUCUCGACAUGAGAAUUGUGUAGUGUGUGAACGGUUGAAUGUCCCGAAGACCCUUAACUUUGCUCGUGACGAAAGCAUCCCAACAAAUGAGGAAACACUAAAUGAAUUGGAAGAGAAUUCAAAUUGUACUUAUGAUGGGGUUCAGGUUUCCGUAGGUGGGAGAAACUCUCCUGACUGCAAAAUUUGUAAAAUGAAUUUGGAGGGUGAAAAGAUAAAAGUCUGUGGUCACCCUUUUUGCCCCAAUAAAAACUACCACAUAAGGUGUUUGUCAAGUAAGCAGAUUAAGUCAUAUGGUCGCUGUUGGUAUUGCCCUUCUUGUUUAUGCCAAGUUUGCCUCACCGAUAAAGAUGAUGAUAAGAUUGUACUCUGUGAUGGCUGUGAUCAUGCAUACCAUAUCUACUGUAUGAAACCUCAACGAAAUUCUAUUCCAAAAGGGAAAUGGUUCUGCCGAAAAUGUGAUGCAGGGAUUCAGGCAAUACGUCAGGCGAGAAAGGCAUAUGAGAUGAAAGCUGGUGAGAGUGAUUCAAAGCCAAAUGAUAUUUUUGAUAAGAAAUGGAACAAUAAGCGAGGAAGGGAAUCUGACAAAGUUGGAGGAAUGGACAUGCUUUUAACUGCAGCAAAUACCCUGAAUUUUGAAGAGGACUUACAUGCAAUCCAGAUUGACUCAGAGAGAACAUUAACAUUUUGCUGAAUUUUGGAUACAUGCCAUGCCGUUGGAAAGAAAGGAUUAUAGAGAGCAAAAAGCAUCAACAGAAAUUGUGAUGAUUAGAGAAGUCUGCGAGAUUCAGCAGGUCAGAUACUACUUGUAAUAUACUGUUGUAAUAGAUUCAUUUGAAAUUCAAUUGGCUGGUUUAUUUCACCCACAAUAUGAUAUUUUGGAUUGCUCCCAAUAUUUCUUUAAAUUUGUAUAAUCGAUGCCCAAUUGAUUGAUAAUAAAAAAAGGAGUGACUUUUUAUCCGUUU
Molecule: messenger RNA, 2767 nt
Organism: Abrus precatorius (Indian licorice)
Lineage: Eukaryota; Viridiplantae; Streptophyta; Magnoliopsida; Fabales; Fabaceae
Exons: 6
Coding region: 262-2496 (744 amino acids)
Source: RefSeq, a predicted model, not a curated record